This is a messenger RNA of Chlamydomonas reinhardtii, 16934 nucleotides long. RefSeq lists its product as uncharacterized. The transcript is spliced from 13 exons. The record is from RefSeq and is a predicted model, not a curated record. NCBI's taxonomy places the organism in Eukaryota, Viridiplantae, Chlorophyta, Chlorophyceae, Chlamydomonadales, Chlamydomonadaceae. Bases 314 to 16012 code for a protein of 5232 amino acids.
CCGGGGAAGACCUUUUCCCAGAGUGUGGCCUCACCGCGUCGUCUGGAAAUUGCGCGUUUGUUAAGCUGAACACUGCCCACCUCGCCACAGUGGCCUAUGGCGAGUCGCCGCUGAACCUGAUCAUCCACGGCAUUGCUGCCGGCUGCUCCAACCCCCGCACCGUUAACGGCGUGCGCGCUGGUUGCGGCCGAGGUGACCAGACCAACGAGUGGUGAGCGGGCUUCUUAGUUAGGUGACUUGGGUCUAUCGGAAAUGUUGUUCUGGCCUCUGUUGUGUUCCUGCGCUGAUUUCUCUGCCGUGCGUGCACCUCGUCAUGUGCAGCCUGUGGAGCUUCGAGAUCCCGCGCCCCGGCACUGCCGGGUGGAAGUGCCCAUCGCCGCCUCCCAGCCCUCCCAAGCCGCCAAGCCCGCCACGCCGCCCCGGCCGGCCGCCGCCGUCCCCGCCGCUGGAGCCGUCCCCACCAUCACCCCAGCCGCCGCGCCCACCGCGCCCACCGCGCCGGCCGCCGGCCCCGCCCGGUACUACCAUUAGCUCCGAGGCUGAUGACCCGCCAUCGCCGCCGCCCGCGCCUCCGAGUCCGCCGUCGCGCCCGCCGUUCCCCAGCCCUGACCCGCCAAGCCCUCCAGACGUGCCAAUGCCGCCCGGCCUGCCUCCGCCUGCUCCCCCGCCGUCGCCGCCGUCGCCCGAGCCACCGAGCCCGCCGUCGCCGCCGGACGCGCCGCCGCCCGACAUGCCAAACCCGCCGUCCCCCACACCUCCAUCGCCACCGUCGCCACCGGCACCCCCGGACGCGCCACCACCUGACAUGCCCAACCCGCCAUCCCCCACCCCGCCGUCGCCGCCCACGCCGCCGGAGCCGCCGUCACCGCCAGACUUGCCGCCUCCGAACUUGCCCAACCCUCCUUCGCCGGAGCCACCCUCGCCACCAACUCCACCUGAACCGCCGUCGCCGCCGGACCUGCCGCCGCCUGACUUCCCGGCCCCGCCCUCACCGAAGCCGCCGCGACCGCCCCGGCCCCCGAGCCCCCAGCCCCCGCACGCACCUCCACCUCCACCCCCUCCACCGCCGCCGCCGCCAGACGCGCCGCCGCCAAGCCCGGAGCCCCCCACGCCUCCUAGCCCGAACCCGCCAUUGCCGCCCAGCCCGCCGCAGCCACCCAGCCCCUCGCCACCGUACAUCUGCGUGGCAUGUCCUUAUCUCUUCCUUGACGAGAUACAUUAUCAGGACGCAAGCACGGGCACGUCGGCGCAGAAGGUGGAGCUGCUAGCCGCCACAAACUUCGAUGCCAACCGCAUCACGCUGGCCAUCUACACCUUCACCUCCUCGGGCGACACCAACACCGCCGUCAUCGCGCUCAACGGCGGCGCCGCGUCCGUAAGCAAGAUCCAGCUGUCCGGCGAUUACGUGUCCUGGUCCGCCAUUACUGUGUCGCUGCCGGCGGGCACACUGCCCACGACUGAGGGCGCAAACCUCCUGGGCGCCAUUGCGGUGGUGGUGACUUGCGACAACGGCGCCAGCACCGUCACGGAGUUCCGCGCGUUCGGCUCCACCUCCGGCAUCGGCCUUACCGCCACGACCGGCCUGGCUUCUGGUUACACGGCCAGCUUAAUCACGACCAACGACCAGCCGCCGGCGCAACUGUACGAGAGUGCCCAGACGGCCGCGGGCACCUCCAUCCAGCUGACUGGGCCCGGCCGCACACCCGACGACGCCUGGACCGGCUGGUUAAGUGGCAACCUUGCCACCUGGGGCAGCAUCAACGACUGGACGAUCAACCCGCUGGAGCCCAGCAGCCCUGCCAUCGAGCAGUGCGGGGCCAUCGUGCCCAAGCCCAAGUGCGAGCCAUGCCCGUCCAUCUUUGUGAGCGAGUUCCACUACGCUGACAGCGGCAGCUCCUCGGGCUCAACCGCGCAGCGCCUGGAGGUGAUGGUGCCCACCGUGCUCGACCACUCGAAGCUCGCUAUCGUGCCAUACAAGUUCCUGGUUGACGCUGCCAGCGGCACCAACGGCGGCUUGGCCCUAGGGUCGCCCGUGCUGCUGAGCACGCCGGACGGCGCAGCGCGCAUCCUCACCAACUACCUGCUGCAAAGCAACGUGGCAUGGCGCGUGAUGACGAUCGACAUGACUGGGCUCAUGUACGACCCCUCCACGGCACCGGGCACCCUAGGCGGUGUGUACCUGAUGAUGUACUGCGACAAUGGCCUGAAGACGCCCGUAGACAGCUUCACGUAUGGCAGCCUGACUGGCGUGCCUGCCAACCUGCAGUACAUUGCCGUCACCGGCAUUGCCAUGGGGUUUGCUGUACAAUUUGGACACGUGAACCAGGUUGAAGCCAGUGGCGUAUCAGGAACUUCUCCGGCAUCAUCCAUCCAGAGGGCAGGAGAAGGCGUUUACCCGUGGGACUUCCCCGCCUGGACCGUAGCUUCCGUCAAUUAUGGAACCAUUGAUACCUCUACGCUCAAACCUUACGUGCCUCCAUAUGAGCAAUGUGGUGGCCCCGCACCUCCGCAGAGCCCUGACCCACCUUCCCCAAUGCCGCCAUCGCCUCCACCAAGCCCGAUCCCACCAAGUCCAAGGCCGCCGUCACCUCCACCAAGUCCUCAGCCACCCUCCCCAGACCCACCAUCUCCUGCGCCGCCUUCGCCUGCGCCGCCUAGCCCUGUGCCGCCGUCGCCGGAGCCUCCCAGCCCUGCGCCGCCUGUGCCUCCGAGCCCCGCGCCGCCUUCUCCGGAGCCGCCUAGCCCUGCGCCUCCGUCGCCGGAGCCUCCCAGCCCUGCGCCGCCUGUCCCUGCGCCGCCUGUGCCUCCGAGCCCCGCGCCGCCAUCUCCGGAGCCGCCUAGCCCUGCGCCUCCGUCGCCGGAGCCUCCCAGCCCUGCGCCGCCUGUGCCUCCGAGCCCCGCGCCGCCUUCGCCUGCGCCGCCUAGCCCUGUGCCGCCGUCGCCGGAGCCUCCCAGCCCUGCGCCGCCUGUGCCUCCGAGCCCCGCGCCGCCUUCUCCGGAGCCGCCUAGCCCUGCGCCUCCGUCGCCGGAGCCUCCCAGCCCUGCGCCGCCUGUGCCUCCGAGCCCCGCGCCGCCUUCUCCGGAGCCACCUAGCCCUGCGCCGCCUUCUCCGGAGCCUCCCAGCCCUGCGCCGCCUGUGCCUCCGAGCCCCGCGCCGCCAUCUCCGGAGCCGCCUAGCCCUGCGCCUCCCUCGCCGGAGCCUCCCAGCCCUGCGCCGCCUGUGCCUCCGAGCCCCGCGCCGCCUUCUCCGGAGCCACCUAGCCCUGCGCCUCCCUCGCCGGAGCCUCCCAGCCCUGCGCCGCCUGUGCCUCCGAGCCCCGCGCCGCCUUCUCCGGAGCCGCCUAGCCCUGCGCCUCCGUCGCCGGAGCCUCCCAGCCCUGCGCCGCCUGUGCCUCCGAGCCCCGCGCCGCCUUCUCCGGAGCCACCUAGCCCUGCGCCGCCGUCGCCGGAGCCUCCCAGCCCUGCGCCGCCUGUGCCUCCGAGCCCCGCGCCGCCAUCUCCGGAGCCGCCUAGCCCUGCGCCUCCGUCGCCGGAGCCUCCCAGCCCUGCGCCGCCUGUGCCUCCGAGCCCCGCGCCGCCUUCUCCGGAGCCGCCUAGCCCUGCGCCUCCGUCGCCGGAGCCUCCCAGCCCUGCGCCGCCUGUGCCUCCGAGCCCCGCGCCGCCAUCUCCGGCGCCGCCUAGCCCUGCGCCUCCGUCGCCGGAGCCUCCCAGCCCUGCGCCGCCUGUGCCUCCGAGCCCCGCGCCGCCUUCUCCGGAGCCGCCUAGCCCUGCGCCUCCGUCGCCGGAGCCUCCCAGCCCUGCGCCGCCUGUGCCUCCGAGCCCCGCGCCGCCUUCUCCGGAGCCACCUAGCCCUGCGCCUCCGUCGCCGGAGCCUCCCAGCCCUGCGCCGCCUGUGCCUCCGAGCCCCGCGCCGCCAUCUCCGGCGCCGCCUAGCCCUGCGCCUCCGUCGCCGGAGCCUCCCAGCCCUGCGCCGCCUGUGCCUCCGAGCCCCGCGCCGCCUUCUCCGGAGCCGCCUAGCCCUGCGCCUCCGUCGCCGGAGCCUCCCAGCCCUGCGCCGCCUGUGCCUCCGAGCCCCGCGCCGCCAUCUCCGGAGCCGCCUAGCCCUGCGCCUCCCUCGCCGGAGCCUCCCAGCCCUGCGCCGCCUGUGCCUCCGAGCCCCGCGCCGCCAUCUCCGGAGCCGCCUAGCCCUGCGCCUCCGUCGCCGGAGCCUCCCAGCCCUGCGCCGCCUGUGCCUCCGAGCCCCGCGCCGCCUUCUCCGGAGCCGCCUAGCCCUGCGCCUCCCUCGCCGGAGCCUCCCAGCCCUGCGCCGCCUGUGCCUCCGAGCCCCGCGCCGCCUUCUCCGGAGCCACCUAGCCCUGCGCCACCGUCGCCGGAGCCUCCCAGCCCUGCGCCGCCUGUGCCUCCGAGCCCCGCGCCGCCAUCUCCGGCGCCGCCUAGCCCUGCGCCUCCGUCGCCGGAGCCUCCCAGCCCUGCGCCGCCUGUGCCUCCGCGCCCCGCGCCGCCUUCUCCGGAGCCACCUAGCCCUGCGCCGCCGUCGCCGGAGCCUCCCAGCCCUGCGCCGCCUGUGCCUCCGAGCCCCGCGCCGCCUUCGCCGGAGCCGCCUAGCCCUGCGCCGCCGUCGCCGGAGCCUCCCAGCCCUGCGCCGCCUGUGCCUCCGAGCCCCGCGCCGCCAUCUCCGGCGCCGCCUAGCCCUGCGCCUCCGUCGCCGGAGCCUCCCAGCCCUGCGCCGCCUGUGCCUCCGAGCCCCGCGCCGCCUUCUCCGGCGCCGCCUAGCCCUGCGCCUCCCUCGCCGGAGCCUCCCAGCCCUGCGCCGCCUGUGCCUCCGAGCCCCGCGCCACCAUCUCCGGAGCCGCCUAGCCCUGCGCCUCCCUCGCCGGAGCCUCCCAGCCCUGCGCCGCCUGUGCCUCCGAGCCCCGCGCCGCCUUCGCCGGAGCCACCUAGCCCUGCGCCUCCCUCGCCGGAGCCUCCCAGCCCUGCGCCGCCUGUGCCUCCGAGCCCCGCGCCGCCUUCUCCGGAGCCGCCUAGCCCUGCGCCUCCGUCGCCGGAGCCUCCCAGCCCUGCGCCGCCUGUGCCUCCGAGCCCCGCGCCGCCUUCUCCGGAGCCACCUAGCCCUGCGCCACCGUCGCCGGAGCCUCCCAGCCCUGCGCCGCCUGUGCCUCCGAGCCCCGCGCCGCCUUCUCCGGAGCCACCUAGCCCUGCGCCACCGUCGCCGGAGCCUCCCAGCCCUGCGCCGCCUGUGCCUCCGAGCCCCGCGCCGCCUUCUCCGGAGCCGCCUAGCCCUGCGCCUCCGUCGCCGGAGCCUCCCAGCCCUGCGCCGCCUGUGCCUCCGAGCCCCGCGCCGCCAUCUCCGGCGCCGCCUAGCCCUGCGCCUCCGUCGCCGGAGCCUCCCAGCCCUGCGCCGCCUGUGCCUCCGAGCCCCGCGCCGCCAUCUCCGGAGCCGCCUAGCCCUGCGCCUCCCUCGCCGGAGCCUCCCAGCCCUGCGCCGCCUGUGCCUCCGAGCCCCGCGCCGCCUUCUCCGGAGCCGCCUAGCCCUGCGCCUCCGUCGCCGGAGCCUCCCAGCCCUGCGCCGCCUGUGCCUCCGAGCCCCGCGCCGCCAUCUCCGGCGCCGCCUAGCCCUGCGCCUCCGUCGCCGGAGCCUCCCAGCCCUGCGCCGCCUGUGCCUCCGAGCCCCGCGCCGCCUUCUCCGGAGCCACCUAGCCCUGCGCCUCCGUCGCCGGAGCCUCCCAGCCCUGCGCCGCCUGUGCCUCCGAGCCCCGCGCCGCCUUCUCCGGCGCCGCCUAGCCCUGCGCCUCCGUCGCCGGAGCCUCCCAGCCCUGCGCCGCCUGUGCCUCCGAGCCCCGCGCCGCCAUCUCCGGCGCCGCCUAGCCCUGCGCCUCCGUCGCCGGAGCCUCCCAGCCCUGCGCCGCCUGUGCCUCCGAGCCCCGCGCCGCCUUCUCCGGAGCCGCCUAGCCCUGCGCCACCGUCGCCGGAGCCUCCCAGCCCUGCGCCGCCUGUGCCUCCGAGCCCCGCGCCGCCUUCGCCGGAGCCGCCUAGCCCUGCGCCUCCCUCGCCGGAGCCUCCCAGCCCUGCGCCGCCUGUGCCUCCGAGCCCCGCGCCGCCUUCUCCGGAGCCGCCUAGCCCUGCGCCUCCGUCGCCGGAGCCUCCCAGCCCUGCGCCGCCUGUGCCUCCGAGCCCCGCGCCGCCAUCGCCGGAGCCGCCUAGCCCUGCGCCUCCGUCGCCGGAGCCUCCCAGCCCUGCGCCGCCUGUGCCUCCGAGCCCCGCGCCGCCUUCUCCGGAGCCGCCUAGCCCUGCGCCUCCGUCGCCGGAGCCUCCCAGCCCUGCGCCGCCUGUGCCUCCGAGCCCCGCGCCGCCAUCGCCGGAGCCGCCUAGCCCUGCGCCUCCGUCGCCGGAGCCUCCCAGCCCUGCGCCGCCUGUGCCUCCGAGCCCCGCGCCGCCUUCUCCGGAGCCGCCUAGCCCUGCGCCUCCGUCGCCGGAGCCUCCCAGCCCUGCGCCGCCUGUGCCUCCGAGCCCCGCGCCGCCUUCUCCGGAGCCGCCUAGCCCUGCGCCUCCCUCGCCGGAGCCUCCCAGCCCUGCGCCGCCUGUGCCUCCGAGCCCCGCGCCGCCUUCUCCGGAGCCACCUAGCCCUGCGCCACCGUCGCCGGAGCCUCCCAGCCCUGCGCCGCCUGUGCCUCCGAGCCCCGCGCCGCCUUCUCCGGAGCCGCCUAGCCCUGCGCCUCCGUCGCCGGAGCCUCCCAGCCCUGCGCCGCCUGUGCCUCCGAGCCCCGCGCCGCCUUCUCCGGAGCCACCUAGCCCUGCGCCUCCUUCGCCGGAGCCUCCCAGCCCUGCGCCGCCUGUGCCUCCGAGCCCCGCGCCGCCUUCUCCGGAGCCGCCUAGCCCUGCGCCACCGUCGCCGGAGCCUCCCAGCCCUGCGCCGCCUGUGCCUCCGAGCCCCGCGCCGCCUUCGCCGGAGCCGCCUAGCCCUGCGCCUCCCUCGCCGGAGCCUCCCAGCCCUGCGCCGCCUGUGCCUCCGAGCCCCGCGCCGCCUUCUCCGGAGCCACCUAGCCCUGCGCCUCCCUCGCCGGAGCCUCCCAGCCCUGCGCCGCCUGUGCCUCCGAGCCCCGCGCCGCCAUCUCCGGAGCCGCCUAGCCCUGCGCCUCCCUCGCCGGAGCCUCCCAGCCCUGCGCCGCCUGUGCCUCCGAGCCCCGCGCCGCCUUCUCCGGAGCCACCUAGCCCUGCGCCACCGUCGCCGGAGCCUCCCAGCCCUGCGCCGCCUGUGCCUCCGAGCCCCGCGCCGCCAUCUCCGGAGCCGCCUAGCCCUGCGCCUCCCUCGCCGGAGCCUCCCAGCCCUGCGCCGCCUGUGCCUCCGAGCCCCGCGCCGCCUUCUCCGGAGCCGCCUAGCCCUGCGCCUCCCUCGCCGGAGCCUCCCAGCCCUGCGCCGCCUGUGCCUCCGAGCCCCGCGCCGCCAUCUCCGGAGCCGCCUAGCCCUGCGCCUCCGUCGCCGGAGCCUCCCAGCCCUGCCCCGCCGUCGCCUGCGCCGCCCAGCCCCGCGCCUGGCGUGCCUCCGCCGUCGCCCGAGCCUCCCAGCCCGGCCCCGCCGUCGCCUGCGCCGCCCAGCCCCGCGCCUGGCGUGCCUCCGCCGUCGCCCGAGCCUCCCAGCCCGGCCCCGCCGUCGCCCGCGCCGCCCAGCCCCGCGCCUGGCGUGCCUCCGCCGUCGCCCGAGCCUCCCAGCCCGGCCCCGCCGUCGCCUGCGCCGCCCAGCCCCGCGCCUGGCGUGCCUCCGCCGUCGCCCGAGCCUCCCAGCCCGGCCCCGCCGUCGCCUGCGCCGCCCAGCCCCGCGCCUGGCGUGCCUCCGCCGUCGCCCGAGCCUCCCAGCCCGGCCCCGCCGUCGCCUGCGCCGCCCAGCCCCGCGCCUGGCGUGCCUCCGCCGUCGCCCGAGCCUCCCAGCCCGGCCCCGCCGUCGCCUGCGCCGCCCAGCCCCGCGCCUGGCGUGCCUCCGCCGUCGCCUGAGCCUCCCAGCCCGGCCCCGCCGUCGCCUGCGCCGCCCAGCCCCGCGCCUGGCGUGCCUCCGCCGUCGCCCGAGCCUCCCAGCCCGGCCCCGCCGUCGCCUGAGCCGCCCAGCCCCGCGCCUGGCGUGCCUCCGAGGUCGCCCGAGCCUCCCAGCCCGGCCCCGCCGUCACCUGCGCCGCCCAGCCCCGCGCCUGGCGUGCCUCCGCCGUCGCCCGAGCCUCCCAGCCCGGCCCCGCCCUCACCUGCGCCGCCCAGCCCCGCGCCUGGCGUGCCUCCGCCGUCGCCCGAGCCUCCCAGCCCGGCCCCGCCGUCGCCUGCGCCGCCCAGCCCCGCGCCUGGCGUGCCUCCGCCGUCGCCCGAGCCUCCCAGCCCGGCCCCGCCGUCGCCGGCGCUGCCCAGCCCCGCGCCUGGCGUGCCUCCGCCGUCGCCCGAGCCUCCCAGCCCGGCCCCGCCGUCGCCGGCGCUGCCCAGCCCCGCGCCUGGCAUGCCUCCGCCGUCGCCCGAGCCUCCCAGCCCGGCCCCGCCGUCGCCUGCGCCGCCCAGCCCCGCGCCUGGCGUGCCUCCGCCGUCGCCUGAGCCUCCCAGCCCGGCCCCGCCGUCGCCUGCGCCGCCCAGCCCCGCGCCUGGCGUGCCUCCGCCGUCGCCCGAGCCUCCCAGCCCGGCCCCGCCGUCGCCGGCGCUGCCCAGCCCCGCGCCUGGCAUGCCUCCGCCGUCGCCCGAGCCUCCCAGCCCGGCCCCGCCGUCGCCCGCGCCGCCCAGCCCCGCGCCUGGCGUGCCUCCGCCGUCGCCCGAGCCUCCCAGCCCGGCCCCGCCGUCGCCUGCGCCGCCCAGCCCCGCGCCUGGCGUGCCUCCGCCGUCGCCUGAGCCUCCCAGCCCGGCCCCGCCGUCGCCUGCGCCGCCCAGCCCCGCGCCUGGCUUGCCUCCUCCGUCGCCCGCGCCUCCCAGCCCAGCUCCGGGCGUGCCCCCUCCGUCGCCCGAGCCUCCCAGCCCUGCGCCUGGCGUACCGCCGCCGUCGCCCUCACCUCCAAGCCCAGCUCCGGGCGUGCCCCCUCCGUCGCCCGAGCCUCCCAGCCCUGCGCCUGGCGUACCGCCACCGUCGCCCUCACCUCCAAGCCCUGCGCCUGGCUUGCCUCCUCCGUCGCCCGCGCCUCCCAGCCCAGCUCCGGGCGUUCCGCCACCAUCGCCCUCACCUCCAAGCCCAGCUCCGGGCGUGCCCCCUCCGUCGCCCGCGCCUCCCAGCCCUGCGCCUGGCGUACCGCCGCCGUCGCCCUCACCUCCAAGCCCAGCUCCGGGCGUGCCUCCUCCGUCGCCCGCGCCUCCCAGCCCAGCUCCGGGCGUUCCGCCGCCGUCGCCCUCACCUCCAAGCCCAGCUCCGGGCGUACCGCCGCCGUCGCCCUCACCUCCAAGCCCAGCUCCGGGCGUACCGCCGCCGUCGCCCUCACCUCCAAGCCCAGCUCCGGGCGUACCGCCGCCGUCGCCCUCACCUCCAAGCCCAGCUCCGGGCGUGCCGCCGCCGUCGCCCUUACCUCCCAGCCCGGCGCCUGGCGUGCCCCCUCCGUCGCCCGAGCCUCCCAGCCCUGCGCCUGGCGUACCGCCGCCGUCGCCCUCACCUCCAAGCCCAGCUCCGGGCGUGCCGCCGCCGUCGCCCGCGCCUCCCAGCCCUGCGCCUGGCGUACCGCCGCCAUCGCCCUCACCUCCAAGCCCAGCUCCUGGCGUGCCUCCGCCGUCGCCCGCGCCUCCCAGCCCAGCUCCGGGCGUACCGCCGCCGUCGCCCUCACCUCCAAGCCCAGCUCCGGGCGUACCGCCGCCGUCGCCCUCACCUCCAAGCCCAGCUCCGGGCGUGCCGCCGCCGUCGCCCUUACCUCCCAGCCCGGCGCCUGGCGUGCCCCCUCCGUCGCCCGAGCCUCCCAGCCCUGCGCCUGGCGUACCGCCGCCGUCGCCCUCACCUCCAAGCCCAGCUCCGGGCGUGCCGCCGCCGUCGCCCGCGCCUCCCAGCCCUGCGCCUGGCGUACCGCCGCCAUCGCCCUCACCUCCAAGCCCAGCUCCUGGCGUGCCUCCGCCGUCGCCCGCGCCUCCCAGCCCAGCUCCGGGCGUACCGCCGCCGUCGCCCUCACCUCCAAGCCCAGCUCCGGGCGUACCGCCGCCGUCGCCCUCACCUCCAAGCCCAGCUCCGGGCGUGCCGCCGCCGUCGCCCUCACCUCCAAGCCCAGCUCCGGGCGUACCGCCGCCGUCGCCCGAGCCUCCCAGCCCAGCUCCGGGCGUACCGCCGCCGUCGCCCUCACCUCCAAGCCCAGCUCCGGGCGUACCGCCGCCGUCGCCCUCACCUCCAAGCCCAGCUCCGGGCGUGCCGCCGCCGUCGCCCUCACCUCCAAGCCCAGCUCCGGGCGUGCCCCCUCUGUCGCCCGAGCCUCCCAGCCCUGCGCCUGGCGUACCGCCGCCGUCGCCCUCACCUCCAAGCCCAGCUCCGGGCGUGCCGCCGCCGUCGCCCGAGCCUCCCAGCCCUGCGCCUGGCGUGCCUCCUCCGUCGCCCGAGCCUCCCAGCCCUGCGCCUGGCGUACCGCCGCCGUCGCCCUCACCUCCAAGCCCAGCUCCGGGCGUGCCGCCGCCGUCGCCCUCACCUCCCAGCCCUGCGCCUGGCGUGCCGCCUCCGUCGCCCGCGCCUCCCAGCCCUGCGCCUGGCGUACCGCCGCCGUCGCCCUCACCUCCAAGCCCAGCUCCGGGCGUGCCGCCGCCGUCGCCCUCAUCUCCCAGCCCUGCACCUGGCGUGCCUCCUCCGUCGCCCGCGCCUCCCAGCCCUUCGCCUGGAGUGCCCCCUCCGUCGCCCUCACCUCCCAGCCCCGCUCCGGGUGUUCCGCCGCCGUCGCCCUCACCUCCCAGCCCUGCGCCUGGCGUGCCGCCUCCGUCGCCCGCGCCGCCCUCUCCACCACCACCUUGUACGGUGUGCGCCACGUUGGUUCUGAAGCCUGAUCCAAACGUUUAUACAGAUUUGGACACACUUUCGUUCAUCAUUUCUGACGUCAAGAUGCAGGAGUAUGGCAUGGACUAUGCGGCCUACCUUAAUGAUGUUGUUGUGUCGGAUCCCCAGUAUGGAUUCAAUUCAGCGGUCAUCUUCAACUUCGACUCGUCAAGUGCGAUAUGGGACGACGAUCUGCAGAUCUAUCCACGCAGUACAGUUUGCGGGAGCCUGAGUCAAAAUGAUGCGGCCAUUUUGCGCGAUAUGGUUCCCAACGACCGCGUUUCGGGCUGGGCUUACUGGUUUACCAUUCUGUUCAACACAGCCGACACCGCUUGCAUUGUGUCUGGACUGGCAGCAGACAUUGAGUUCAGUCCGCCGAGCUGCUUCGACAAGAGUCCUGUCCCGUACUCGCAAUGUACGGCUGCUUCUCCACCUGAGCCACCGAGCCCAGAACCGCCGAGUCCCGAGCCCCCAUCGCCUCCUCCUCCCAGCCCAGAGCCAGGCGUGCCUCCCCCCAGCCCGGAGCCCCCGUCGCCUCCUCCUCCCAGCCCAGAGCCCGGUGUGCCUCCGCCCAGCCCGGUGCCGCCGUCACCUCCUCCUCCGCCUCCUCCGGACGCGCCUCCACCCUCCCCGGUGCCGCCGUCACCUCCUCCUCCGCCUCCUCCGGACGCGCCUCCACCCUCCCCGGUGCCGCCGUCACCUCCUCCUCCGCCUCCUCCGGAUGCGCCUCCACCCUCCCCGGUGCCGCCGUCGCCUCCUCCUCCGCCUCCUCCGGAUGCGCCUCCACCCUCCCCGGUGCCGCCGUCGCCUCCUCCUCCGCCUCCUCCGGAUGCGCCUCCGCCCUCCCCGGUGCCGCCGUCACCUCCUCCUCCGCCUCCUCCGGAUGCGCCUCCACCCUCCCCGGUGCCGCCGUCGCCUCCUCCUCCGCCUCCUCCGGAUGCGCCUCCACCCUCCCCGGUGCCCCCGUCACCUCCUCCUCCGCCUCCUCCGGAUACGCCUCCACCCAGUCCGCUGCCGCCGUCGCCUCCUCCUCCCAGCCCAGAGCCCGGUGUGCCUCCGCCCAGCCCGGUGCCGCCGUCACCUCCUCCUCCGCCUCCUCCGGAUGCGCCUCCACCCUCCCCGGUGCCCCCGUCACCUCCUCCUCCGCCUCCUCCGGACGCGCCUCCACCCUCCCCGGUGCCGCCGUCGCCUCCUCCUCCGCCUCCUCCGGAUGCGCCUCCACCCUCCCCGGUGCCGCCGUCGCCUCCUCCUCCGCCUCCUCCGGAUGCGCCUCCGCCCAGCCCGGUGCCGCCGUCACCUCCUCCUCCGCCUCCUCCGGAUGCGCCUCCACCCAGCCCUGUGCCCCCGUCGCCUCCUCCUCCCAGCCCAGAGCCCGGUGUGCCUCCACCCUCCCCGGUGCCGCCGUCGCCUCCUCCUCCGCCUCCUCCGGACGCGCCUCCACCCUCCCCGGUGCCGCCGUCGCCUCCUCCUCCGCCUCCUCCGGAUGCGCCUCCACCCUCCCCGGUGCCGCCGUCGCCUCCUCCUCGGCCUCCUCCGGAUGCGCCUCCGCCCUCCCCGGUGCCGCCGUCACCUCCUCCUCCGCCUCCUCCGGAUGCGCCUCCACCCUCCCCGGUGCCGCCGUCACCUCCUCCUCCGCCUCCUCCGGAUGCGCCUCCACCCUCCCCGGUGCCGCCGUCACCUCCUCCUCCGCCUCCUCCGGAUGCGCCUCCACCCUCACCGGUGCCCCCGUCACCUCCUCCUCCGCCUCCUCCGGACGCGCCUCCACCCUCCCCGGUGCCGCCGUCACCUCCUCCUCCGCCUCCUCCGGAUGCGCCUCCACCCUCCCCGGUGCCGCCGUCACCUCCUCCUCCGCCUCCUCCGGAUGCGCCUCCACCCUCCCCGGUGCCCCCGUCACCUCCUCCUCCGCCUCCUCCGGACGCGCCUCCUCCCUCCCCGGUGCCGCCGUCACCUCCUCCUCCGCCUCCUCCGGAUGCGCCUCCACCCUCCCCGGUGCCCCCGUCACCUCCUCCUCCGCCUCCUCCGGACGCGCCUCCACCCAGUCCGCUGCCGCCGUCACCUCCUCCUCCCAGCCCAGAGCCCGGUGUGCCUCCUCCCAGCCCGGUGCCGCCGUCGCCUCCUCCUCCGCCUCCUCCGGAUGCGCCUCCACCCUCCCCGGUGCCGCCGUCACCUCCUCCUCCGCCUCCUCCUGACGCGCCACCACCCUCCCCGGUGCCGCCGUCACCUCCUCCUCCGCCUCCUCCACAACUUCCGCCACCACCUAGUCCUGUCCCGCCCUCGCCACCGCCCCCGGGCGCCCCGCCGCCCUCCCCGGUGCCGCCGUCGCCUCCGCCACCUCCUCCUCCGGGCGCUCCUCCACCCAGUCCGCUGCCGCCGUCCCCCCCUCCUCCGCCUCCCCCGGGGGCGCCACCCCCACCGCCGCCAGACGCACCGCCUCCGAGUCCACUGCCCCCCUCUCCGCCGCCACCGCCUCCUCCGGGCGCGCCGCCGCCUCCUCCACCAGGUGCACCGCUGCCACCGCCACCGGGUGCGCCUCCUCCACCACCGCCGGGAGCACCACCACCGCCGCCACCGGGAUCGCCCGCGCCCCCCUCACCUGAUCCGCCGUCACCCCCACCGCCUGACUCGCCGCCGCCACCGCCGCCGUUCUUCACGACUACCUCUCCCCCGCCGCCGCCGCCACCUCCGCCGGAGUCACCUCCACCACCUCCGCCACCUCCGCCCGACUUGCCGCCAUCACCACCGCCCUCACCUCCCCCGCCACCGCCGCCGGACAUGCCUCCACCCCCAUCGCCACCUCCGCCAGAUCCGCCUCCACCCCCGCCGCCGCCGCCCAAUUUGCCGCCGCCCAAGGCUAUCGCCGCCAAGGUUGCGCCCCCGCUGCCGCCGCUCCCUCCGGACACGCCGCCACCGGCCGCGCCGCCGGAGCCCGUCUGUCGCACUGUGGGUCCGACGACUCAGCUGGACAGCCCUCCGCCCGGCUCUCGUGCCUGCGGUGACCAGGCCACUUGCCUGGACGUACGCCUGGACUCGCAGGAGUGUCAGUAUAUGACAGUCGGUGGCGUCACCUACCUAUACUGCCCAGUUUGCGUCCAGUGGCCACGCGACGGCAGCAACUGCGCAUUGGCGAACAUAGUCCCUUCGUCACCGCCGCCGUCGGCACGCCGUGGCGUCGCCGGCUCCACCAUCGGCGGCAUCACUGGCGGCGUGGACAAGGUCUGCAGCGGCGACCGGCUGGCUUCCGUGAUUGAGGGCGCAGGCGGCGUGCCGGUGCCAGGUGGCAUCAACGAGGUCACGCCCUGGUCCUCAGGCAACAGCAGCCGCUACUGCCAGUGGGUGCGCUGGAAGGACGGCGACAUGAGUCCGCAGCCAGUUCUGUACUCGGUGCGCUCGGGCAGCAAGUCCUGCAGCACGCUGGACAUGAGCACCAUGAUCAGCGUCAACGGCAUGUCCGCCACCUGCUCCGCGCCGCGCUUCGACGCCACCACUGGCGCCGUGGCCGGCUGCCAGAGCAACGACGGCACCAUUUUCAACGAGUGCUUGUGGACGAUCACGGUGCCGCGCCCCGGCGGCGUCGGCUGGACCAGCGACGUCUGCGUCGACCCACCGAACGCAGCCGGCGCUCCGCCGCCGCCUCCCAAGCGUGACGGCGGUACGUCUUCCAAGCGCGCCCCACCACUGCCGCCGCAGCCGCCCUCGCCGCCCGACCCGUGCCUGCUCACCGGCCCGUCGACCGAGUCGGCGGGUGGUGGCAACACCGCUUGCGCGGACCAGGCCUCGUGCCUGGACCUGCUGUUUAAUAGCGGCGAGUGCGAGUGGCGCGACGACCCACAGGGAGGCACCAAGCUCUACCUCUACUGCCCCGUGUGCCUGACCUGGCCGCGUUCCGGCUCCGCCUGCGCGCUGAGCGCUGCCAGCACCAUCGACUACGUGUGUGCGGGCGACGAGAUGAGCACCGUCCUCGACCCCGGCAGCGGUAUACCGGUGCCGGGCGGUGUGUCGGUGGAGACGCUGUGGAGCCCGCAGACCAAGUACUGCCAAUGGGUGCGCUGGGCCUCAGACGACACCGGCCUGCAGACCGUCUACUUCUCCAUUAAGGACGGCACCGGCCGCUGCGCGCGCCGCAGCCCCGUGGACGUGACCGUGCGAGGCGUGAGCGCCAGCUGCAACGUGCCGCGCACCAACCCCUUCAACGGCUACGCCGGCUGCGCGGGCAACGACGACGUGGACAACGAGUGCCUGUGGAGCUUCCAGGUGCCGCGGCCCGGCGGUCCGGGCUGGACAGGCGGCGAGGUGUGCGUGGAUCCUCCCGCGCCCGCCGUUGCGCCUGGCCCGCCGCCGCCGCGCCGCCGCGCGCCCAGCAGCACCAGCAAGGCUGCGCCGCCGCUGCCGCCUGAUCCGCCGCCGCCGUCGCCGCCGCCGCCGCCCAAGCGCAGCGCGGGGCCCGGCCAGCGCAUGCCCAACCCGCCGGCGCCGCCGUCCAAGUCGCCGCCGGCGCCCAGCAUCAACAAAAUCCCGUUCCCCUUCUGCGCCUGCAAGAAGCGCAACGUCAAGAACACGCCCUACCGCCUGGUGUACCAAAACAGAACCAACCUACAGACGCUGUCCGACGGGAAGCAGCGCGUGCGCCACUGCUUCAACGUGGACCUGGUGGACUGCGACUCCACCACCGCAUGCUGCGGCAUGAGCAUCAAGAAGAUCGAGCUGUUUGCCAAGGGCACUUGCCGCUCCUCGGUGCGCCUGGCGCUCUUCGGUGGCCAGUCGGUGACGUGGACGUUCACGCAGAACGAGUAUAAGGGCGUCACCUACACUACCUUCAAGCUGCCCACGCUCAACAUCCAGCGCAACCAGGUCAACCGCUCCGGCAUCGACCUGUGCCUUGUGUUUACGGAGCCGUGCGCCACGCUGGACGACUUCUGCUGGGGCAACCCCGGCAGCUGCCGCGCCACCUUUUUCUCCAUCGACGAGAACUGCUGCCCCACUGGAGAUAUCUCGACCACCAAGACGGGAGACCAGAUGGAGCAGAUUGUAGGCGCCCCGCCUGUGGUGGAGUUCGACUUCCACCACCACUAAAUGCGCCGCGUGGACGGAGCAAUGUCGCCUCGACGCAAAAAUACUGACAUGAAGAUUGGAAGAAAGGGGUGCCCAAUUACACGCCCCAGAGGGCAUGCUAACUGGCGCUUCUGUGACUGUGUGUUGUCCGUUUGUGUGACGGUGUGUUGUCCGUUUGUCAGAGUGCGUGUGCUCUCUUGCGUGUAAAUGGGGGACGGCCUUGGUGGCGUGCACAGCCAUGGCAUAUGUGUCGCGGCCAACCGGCGCCAAUUCAUGCUUUGGGGAUUAUGUGCAUCAACCACACUUGCGAUCUGCAGCAUAAUAGCACAUGUGAUUGACUCGAAAGUUCUUUCAAACAGCACCCGCCGCUACGUUUUACUCUUGGUCGUGGUUGGUUUCGAUUCUCGUUCCUGAUCGUGCCUGACAACACCAGUGAGGGUGGCCAGGCGCUAUAGUGAUGUGCUGGUAUUAUGGAUGCUGUCUGAGUUGGACAAGCAGACCGCACUAAAAACGCAAUGGAGAGGGGUGGUUACGAUGCACCGUAUGUGGGGUUCUACUCGAGGCAGGACGAAUGUCCUGUCGCAGGCUUCACCUAUUCAUCACCGCGUGCGCACAAUACGCGUGCGCACAAUACGGGUGGCAGGCACCAUGAUGCUUGAUGUUGUGUGCUUGAGAAGUAAUUCAGCAAGGUUUGUGUUUGCGCGUGUGUAAAUGUGUGUGGUGCUUAUACGCUAGGCGUGCCGUGGACAAUCUAGUCACGGCAUGGGAAUACAGAACUUAAUCGCUGCAUGGGUCAGCCCCGCCACGCCACGCCGAAAAGGUGACGGAUGCGGGUCGUGCUUUGGACGCGUUCAUCAGCGCUGCGCGCGUGAGGUGCAUGCCAGGGUAACCCCUGGUGCAUGCUAACGGCCGAAAUGCCAAGGCCAUGUAAAAGCUUCGUGGG